Lodderomyces margitis is the source of this 1227-nucleotide messenger RNA. RefSeq lists its product as uncharacterized. The record is from RefSeq and is a predicted model, not a curated record. The transcript is spliced from 3 exons. Gene Ontology annotation, molecular function: nucleic acid binding. Lineage: Eukaryota; Fungi; Ascomycota; Pichiomycetes; Serinales; Debaryomycetaceae. Bases 1 to 1227 code for a protein of 408 amino acids.
AUGUCCACAAAAGCUUACUUAGAAAGAAGGAAUUGGUGGGCUUGGUUUACAACUGCUGCUAUUGGUGGAAUGAUGGUAGCAGCGGCUGGCCUUGCAGGAUUUUGGUGGGUUAAUUCUUGUGGUACGACUGCUGCUAUCGCUACUUCACAGUGUUGGUAUGCAGCUGCUGGUAUAACUGUUAUGGGUGGUAUUGGGCUUGCUUUGACUGUUGCAGGAGGAGCCAAUUUGGGUAAUUCCAAAAGAGAUGUCGUCACAGAUACAUUAAGUGAGGUGAAUGACAUAUUGAGCUCUGUACCUGGUGUGAGCAGUGUCAGAUUGUUUCACAUAGCUGAUGCAGAUACAGAACCAGUCGGAGAAAAGAGGGACGCAGAUGAAGGUACUAUCGCUAACGCAAACCUUAUCACUUGGAAAUCUGUCUACGGUAACCAUGCAGCCGCCCAUACCACUGGCAUCAAAAAUAUAACAGAGUUAGCAACCUAUAUCGUACAAUCCCGGCCAGUCUUAGCCAAUGUUGAUACCAUUGAUAACUUCAACAGUAGUACCAUUAGCAACAGAGUCAGACUCAGACAGAACUACUUCGACGUCAACUAUGUUGCUUGGAACUGGGAUAAUGUAAACCAUGAUUUGGAUAGAGUUCUUUCUCAGGACCGUGGAAUGGAGGAAAUGUGGGAAUAUGAUCAAGAAGUUCCCAAUUUUUUUCAUAAUAAUGGCGGUUGGAAAUAUUGUGCAACUGCAACAGUAAAUCCCAAUCCAGGACAUAAUGAGGGUUAUAAUGAUAUUGGCAGAGGAAAUGCCGUUCAUGGGGAGUUCUAUUUCAAUACUUACGGUGGAGUUGAUGGUUAUUGUAAUGAUAACAAAGAUGGGGCUCAGUGUAGAGCCAUCUCUUCCAAAGGAUGCGUUGACUUGAAGGUUCGACUUCCAGCUGAAACUCCCCUCAACAAGAAGAGAAAACUCGGUUCCAACACCACAGUUUUGGAAGAGAAGACAAGAGUUGGUACCACGGCCAAUCAUUUCUUUGAAUUUGUCAAGUCUGUGCUUAGAGAAAUUGAGACAAACAAGACACUUCAAGAGAUCAAGUAUUUGAUACUUGACAACGCAGCCAUCCACAAACGUUGUGAUAUCCAGUUAUUAGUAGCACUGAGUGGAAUGGAGCUAGUGUUUUUGCCUCCUUAUUCGCCAAGACUCAAUUCCAUUGAAGAGUUCUGGUCCGUGUGUAAGCCUAUCUAG